AAAGAGUUGUGCAAAAAGUGAGAAGAACAAAAGUUUAAAAAAUUAAUUAUAGCCUAUCGUAGACAGUUUUACGAUGGGCGAUUCAUUAGAAACUAUCGAUCAAUCGAUAGAUAAUCAACAGCAAAACAUCUCAAUCGUGGAUUAUAAAGCAUUCUCGAAUUAUUUGCGAAAAUGUGUAAAUCUGUUUUUUGAUGACGAAGAAUUUAAUUCUUCAAAGUUGGAAGAGGCUUUAGACGAGAAUAAAGCUAAUCAGGAAUGCAUUAAAAAGUUCCUUUCUGAUCCACAAGUUCAGACUUUGUACAUCCAGAAGUCAUCUAAUAAAGAGGAUGAUCAGUCGCAAGAAGGCGAGGAAGAAAAGGAAUCUUCUCAAUAUUACAUCAGUAAUGAAGUCCAUUUUACUAAUCCUCGAUAUCAGUCGCUUGUGUGCCUCAAGAGAGCAGCAGUAAUUGAAGCAGAAAAGUCUAUUCAUUCUCAAUUACGCUUGAUUAAUUUCUCGGAAGGAUCUCCGUAUGAGACACUUCAUUCAUUCAUCAGUAAGACACUUUCUCCUUACUUUAAGAGCUAUGUUAAGGAGUCAGGAAGAGCUGAUCGUGAUGGAGAUAAAAUGGCACCUUCUGUUGAGAAGAAAUUGGCUGAAUUGGAAAUGGGAUUGUUACAUCUACAACAAAAUAUUGAUAUUCCUGAAAUAACUUUACCAAUUCAUCAAGUUGUUCAAUCUACAAUCAAGAGAUGUGCUGAUGAAGGACGAAAGGCAAAAGUUGGUGAUUUUGGUGAUAAAGUUGAUGAUUCUUCAUUCUUAAAUCAACUUCAAAACGGUGUUAAUCGUUGGAUUAAGGAGAUUCAAAAAGUUACUAAACUAGAUCGUGAUCCAUCAUCAGGAACUGCUUUGCAGGAAAUAUCAUUUUGGCUUAAUUUAGAAAGAGCAUUAUAUCGUAUUCAAGAAAAACGUGAAUCCUUAGAAGUUGCAUUAACUUUGGACAUUCUAAAGCACGGCAAACGCUUUCAUGCAACUGUUUCAUUCGAUACUGACACUGGCUUGAAACAAGCUUUAGCUAUGGUUGCUGACUAUAAUCCACUUAUGAAAGAUUUCCCCAUCAAUGAUCUUUUAUCAGCAACUGAAUUAGAUCGCAUUCGUUCGACUGUUCAAUUAAUUUUUGGACAUCUCCGCAAGAUUCGUAAUACGAAAUAUCCAAUUCAACGUGCAUUGCGUUUGAUUGAGGCAAUUUCUAGAGAUCUGAGUACUCAAUUAUUAAAAGUUUUGGGAACUAGACGUUUGAUGCAUAUUCCAUUUGAUGAAUUUGAACGUGUUAUGAAUCAAUGCUUUGAAAUUUUCUGUUGCUGGGACGAUGAAUAUGAGAAGCUUCAAGGACUUUUGAGAGACAUUGUUAAAAAGAAGCGUGAUGAACAUCUGAAAAUGGUUUGGCGUGUAAAUCCAGCUCAUAAGAAAUUACAACAACGCAUGGAACAUAUGAGAAAGUUUCGUCGUCAACAUGAACAACUUAGAACUGUCAUUGUUCGAGUUUUGCGUCCAGCACGUCAACAAGCUAUUGCAGAAAUUCCAAUUGAAAGCAAACAAGCAUCUUUGGAACCAUCUGAUGCUAAUCCAAUUGAGGAAGUUAAUUUAGCUUACGAAAAUGUCAAAGAAGUCGACUGUUUAGACAUUUCUAAAGAAGGAUCUGAAGCCUACGAUGCGGCUGUCAAACGAUAUGAGGAUAGAAUUGAUCGAGUCGAAACUCGCAUAACAGCUCACUUACGUGAUCAAUUAGGAACAGCAAAGAAUGCAAACGAAAUGUUCAGAAUCUUUUCAAGAUUUAAUGCUCUUUUCGUUCGUCCACACAUUCGUGGUGCUAUUCGUGAAUAUCAAACACAGUUGAUUCAGCGUGUAAAGGAUGAUAUUGAGGCAUUGCAUGAAAAAUUCAAGGUCCAAUAUCCUCAAAGCAAAAGCUGUCAUUUAUCUGUAGUUCGUGAUUUACCACCUGUUGCUGGAUCUAUAAUAUGGGCUCGUCAAAUAGACAAUCAAUUGACGAUGUACUUGAAACGUGUUGAGGAUGUUUUAGGAAAAGGAUGGGAAUCGCAUAUUGAAGGACAGAAAUUGAAAGCUGAUGGAGAUAGCUUCCGUGCUAAAUUGUCAACUAAUGAAUUAUUCCAUGAUUGGGCUCGUAAAGUUCAGGAAAGAAAUUAUGGAAUAACUGGUCGCAUAUUCCUCAUCGAGACUGCAAGAUCACGAAUGAGAAGUGGAAAUACUUUAAAGCUGAAAGUAAACUUUUUGCCGGAAAUCAUCACAUUGUAUAAGGAAGUGCGAAAUCUAAAGAGCUUGGGUUUCAGAGUUCCAUUGGCUAUUGUCAACAAGGCACAUCAAGCAAAUCAAAUCUAUCCGUUUGCUAUUUCACUAAUUGAAAGUGUCCGAACUUACGAAAGAACAUUAGACAAGAUCGAAGAUCGUGCUAGCAUUGUUCCAUUAGUAGCUCAACUUCGCAAAGACGUCUUAAAUCUCGUCUCGGAAGGAAUUGCUUUGGUUUGGGAAAGUUAUAAACUUGAUACAUAUGUCCAACGAUUGUCUGAAGCAGUUACAACAUUCCAAGAAAAAGUUGAAGAUUUAUUGGUUGUUGAGGAACAAUUGGAUGUCGAUGUUAGAUCUUUGGAAACAUGUCCUUAUUCUGCAGCUACAUUUGCAGACAUUUUAUCAAAGAUCCAACAUGCUGUCGAUGAACUUAGCUUGAGACAAUACUCAAAUUUGCAUAUUUGGGUUCAACGCUUAGACGAAGAAGUUGAGAAGAAAUUAGCUGCUCGCUUGCAGGCUGGAAUUCAAGCAUGGACUGAUGCUUUAGCUGGACAUAAGAAGGAUGUAGAUUUAUCUAUGGAUACUGAUGCACCAGCACAGCCAACAAUCAAAUCUGGCGGAGAUCCACAAAUUCACAAUGCAAUUCAUGAGAUCAGAAUUACGAAUCAACAAAUGUAUCUAUUUCCAUCGAUUGAAGAAGCUCGCUUCCAAAUUAUGCAGCAACUUUUCGCAUGGCAAGCAAUAGUUACAUCUCAAACUCGCUUGCAGAGUUCACGUUAUCAAGUUGGGCUUGAUAAACCAGUUUCUCAGACUUAUAGAAAUUUGUUGACAAAACUACCAGCUGGAUCUGAGCCAUUAGAAUCAGGUUAUGAUGCAAUUGAAAGCAAAAUGACUGAAGUUCGUGCUUAUGUUGAUGAAUGGCUUCGUUAUCAAUCAUUGUGGGAUCUACAAAGCGAUAUGUUGUAUGGACGAUUGGGUGAAGAUAUUAAUUUGUGGAUUAAAUGUUUGAAUGACAUUAAGAAAUCAAGAACAACAUUUGAUACAAGCGAUACUCGUCGUGCUUAUGGACCAAUCAUUAUUGAUUAUGCAAAAGUUCAAGCUAAAGUUACAUUAAAAUAUGAUUCAUGGCAUAAGGAAGCAUUAAGUAAGUUUGGAUCAUUAUUGAGCAAUGAAAUGGGCACUUUCCAUUCAAAAGUAUCAAAAUCUCGUACCGAUUUGGAACAACAAUCUAUUGAAGCUGCCAGCACAUCUGAUGCAGUUACAUUUAUUACAUACGUUCAGUCUUUGAAGAAGGAAAUGCUUGUUUGGGAUAAGCAAGUUGAAGUUUAUCGUGAGGCUCAACGUAUUUUAGAACGUCAAAGAUUCCAAUUCCCAACCAAUUGGCUUCAUGUUGAUAAUAUCGAAGGCGAAUGGUCAGCAUUUAAUGAAAUUAUGAAACGCAAAGAUUCAGCUAUUCAGACGCAAGUUGCAAGUCUUCAAUCUAAGAUUGUUGCUGAAGAUAAGGCAGUGGAAUCGCGUACAGUUGAUUUCUUAAAUGAUUGGGAGAAGAAUAAGCCAACAGCAGGACGUACAAGACCAGAUGAUGCAUUACAACAAUUGCAUAUUUUUGAAUCUAAAUUCUCACGUUUAAAAGAAGAACGAGAUAAUGUCGCAAAGGCAAAAGAAGCCCUUGAAUUACAAGAAUCAGCUAUUCCAAAUAAUAGCUCUGAAAGAAUGAGUGUUGUACUCGAAGAGCUACAAGAUUUGAGAGGAGUUUGGAGUGAAUUGGCAAAGAUUUGGGCUCAAAUUGAUGAGACACGUGAAAAGCCUUGGUUAUCAGUACAGCCAAGAAAAUUGCGUCAAAGCUUAGAAGCAAUGAUGAAUCAAUUGAAGGAAUUGCCAGCUCGCUUAAGAAUGUACGAAUCAUUUGAAUAUGUCAAGAAAUUAUUGCAAAGUUACAUUAAAGUUAAUUUGCUUAUUGUUGAGCUUAAAUCGGAUGCAUUGAAGGAACGCCAUUGGAAACAAUUGACCAAGCAACUUCGUGUUAGCUGGAAUCUAUCUGAUUUGACUCUCGGACAAGUCUGGGAUGUUAAUUUAUUAAAGAAUGAAGUCAUUGUUAAGGAUAUCAUUUUGGUAGCUCAAGGAGAAAUGGCAUUAGAAGAGUUCUUGAAGCAAGUUAGAGAAUCUUGGCAAAAUUAUGAACUUGAUUUGAUUAAUUAUCAGAAUAAAUGUCGGAUUAUUCGUGGAUGGGAUGAUUUGUUCAAUAAAAUCAAGGAACAUAUUAAUUCUGUAGCGGCAAUGAAAUUAUCACCAUACUAUAAAGUCUUUGAAGAAGAAGCUAUAACAUGGGAAGAGAAAUUAAAUAGAAUUAAUUCAUUGUUUGAUGUCUGGAUUGAUGUUCAACGUCGUUGGGUCUAUUUGGAAGGCAUAUUCAGUGGAUCUGCUGAUAUUAAGACAUUAUUGCCAGUUGAAACUGGUCGGUUCCAGAGUAUUAGUUCUGAAUUUUUGGGAUUAAUGAAGAAAGUUGCAAAAUCACCAAAAGUUAUGGAUGUCUUAAAUAUUCCAGCUGUCCAAAGAAGUCUUGAACGUCUUGCUGAUUUACUUGGAAAAAUCCAGAAAGCUCUUGGUGAAUAUUUGGAAAGAGAACGUACAUCAUUCCCAAGAUUUUAUUUCGUUGGUGACGAAGAUUUAUUGGAAAUAAUUGGAAACAGCAAGAAUGUCGGUCGUCUCCAAAAACAUUUCAAGAAAAUGUUUGCUGGAAUCGCUUCUAUUCUUUUGAAUGAAGAUUCUACUGUUAUUCUCGGCAUUGCUUCUCGUGAAGGCGAGGAAGUUCAAUUUAUUCGACCAGUAUCGACUAUCGAUCAUCCAAAAAUUAAUGAAUGGCUUACAAUGGUUGAAAAAGAAAUGCGAUUCAGUUUAGCAUCCUUUUUGGCACAGGCAGUUUCGGACAUAAAACAGUUUAAGGAAGGACAAAUUGAUCCACAAAAGUUCAUGGAAUGGUGCGAUAAAUAUCAUGCACAAAUUGUGGUCUUAGCUGCACAAAUUUUAUGGUCAGAAGAUGUAGAAAGUGCAUUACAACAAGCACAAGACUCACCUGGAAAGAAUCCAUUAAAUCGUGUCCUUACAUCUGUAGAAUCAACACUUAACGUCUUGGCUGAUUCAGUUUUACAGGAACAACCUCCAUUGAGACGAAAGAAAUUGGAACAUUUGAUUAAUGAAUUUGUUCAUAAACGUACUGUUACUCGACGUUUAAUUACGGCUGGAGUUAAUAAUCCAAAAUCGUUCCAUUGGCUGACAGAAAUGAGAUUCUAUUUUGAUCCCAGACAAACGGAAGUGCUUGAACAAUUAACGAUUCAUAUGGCAAACGCAAGAUUCUUUUAUGGUUUCGAGUAUUUGGGUGUUCAAGAUCGUUUAGUUCAGACUCCACUUACUGAUCGCUGUUAUUUAACUAUGACACAAGCUUUGGAAGCUCGUCUUGGAGGAUCACCUUUCGGACCUGCUGGAACUGGAAAAACUGAGAGUGUGAAAGCUCUCGGAAACCAACUUGGAAGAUUUGUACUGGUAUUUAAUUGCGACGAGACAUUCGAUUUCCAAGCUAUGGGAAGAAUUUUUGUGGGUUUGUGUCAAGUUGGUGCUUGGGGAUGCUUUGAUGAGUUUAACAGAUUGGAGGAAAGAAUGUUAUCUGCUUGCUCACAACAAAUUCAAACAAUUCAGGAAGCACUCAAGUCGCAAGCUGAAACUAAAGGAACCAUUUCCGUUGAAUUAGUUGGAAAACAAGUUCGUGUAAGUCCUGACAUGGCUAUAUUCAUCACAAUGAAUCCUGGAUACGCAGGUCGAUCAAAUCUACCAGAUAACUUGAAGAAACUCUUCCGUUCAUUGGCUAUGACAACACCAGAUCGUCAAUUAAUUGCUGAAGUUAUGUUGUUCUCACAAGGUUUCAGAACAGCUGAAAAAUUAGCAUGUAAAAUUGUUCCAUUCUUUAAACUUUGUGACGAACAGUUGAGCAAUCAAUCGCAUUAUGAUUUCGGAUUGAGAGCAUUAAAAUCUGUUUUGGUAUCAGCUGGUAAUGUCAAGAGAGAUCGUAUAAUGAAGAUUAAGGAAAAUAUGCGUCAAUCUGGACAAGAAAAUAUCAAUGAAGGAACAAUUGCUGAGAAUCUUCCAGAACAAGAGAUUUUAAUUCAAUCAGUUUGUGAGACAAUGGUUCCAAAAUUAGUCGCUGAAGAUAUUCCAUUGCUAUUCUCAUUACUUAAUGAUGUUUUCCCGAAUGUUGGAUAUACAAGAGCUGAAAUGAAGGGAUUAAAAGAUGAAAUUAAGAAAGUUUGUGCUGAAGAAUAUCUCGUCACAGGCGAAGGCGAUGAACAAGGAGCUCAUUGGAUGGAAAAGGUUCUUCAAUUGUAUCAAGUAUCAGUCAUUUCUCAUGGUUUAAUGAUGGUUGGACCUAGUGGAAGUGGAAAAUCUACAGCAUGGAAAGUUCUAUUGAAAGCAUUAGAACGAUAUGAAGGUCUCGAAGGCGUAGCUCAUGUUAUUGAUCCAAAAGCCAUCUCAAAAGAAACACUUUAUGGCGUUUUAGAUCCAAAUACUCGUGAAUGGACAGACGGUCUUUUUACUCACAUUUUAAGAAAAAUUAUUGACAAUGUUCGUGGAGAAAUUAAUAAGCGCCAAUGGAUCAUUUUUGACGGUGAUGUCGAUCCAGAAUGGGUUGAAAACUUGAACUCUGUCUUAGAUGACAAUAAAUUGUUGACUUUACCAAAUGGUGAACGUUUAUCAUUGCCACCAAAUGUUCGAGUUAUGUUUGAAGUUCAAGACUUGAAAUAUGCGACUUUAGCUACAGUUUCACGUUGUGGAAUGGUCUGGUUUAGUGAGGAUGUAUUGAGUACGGAAAUGGUAUUUGAAAACUAUUUUGCACGCAUUAGAAGCAUUCCAUUAGAAGAAGGCGAAGAUGAUAGCUUUAUUCAGCCAGCAUCAAAAGGAAAUCAAGAGAAAGAAGAAGAAUUAUCGCCAGCAUUACAGACACAGAGAGAAAUUGCUGCACUUUUACAUCCAUUCUUCUCAGCUGAUGGUUUAGUUGUUCGUUGUUUAGAAUAUGCAUUAACACAGGAACACAUUAUGGAUUUCACACGUCUUCGUGCACUUGGAUCACUUUUCUCGAUGCUUAAUCAAGGAAUUCGUAAUAUUUUGACUUAUAAUCAACAACAUCCAGAUUUCCCACUUCCAUAUGAAAAGUUGGAACAAUAUAUUCCAAAACAUUUAAUUUAUUCAGUACUUUGGUCAUUAACUGGUGAUGCUAAAUUAAAGGCACGAAUUGAUAUGGGAGAUUUCAUUAGAUCAGUCACAACAGUUCCAUUACCACCAUCCCAAAGUGGAUAUCCAAUUAUUGAUUAUGAAGUCACGAUUCAAGGAGAAUGGGCACCUUGGUCUAAUAAAGUGCCAGUUAUUGAAGUCGAAACUCAUAAAGUUGCAGCACCUGAUGUUGUUGUUCCUACUUUAGAUACAGUUCGUCAUGAAUCGCUUCUUUAUACAUGGCUUGCUGAACAUAAACCAUUAGUUCUUUGUGGACCUCCUGGUUCUGGUAAAACGAUGACAUUAUUCUCAGCUUUACGUGCUCUUCCUGAUAUGGAAGUUGUUGGUCUUAAUUUUUCGUCUGCAACAACGCCAGAGCUUUUAUUAAAGACAUUCGAUCAUUAUUGUGAAUAUAGAAAGACUCCAAAUGGAGUUAUCUUAGCUCCAGUACAGAUUGGAAAAUGGCUUGUCUUGUUCUGCGAUGAAAUUAAUUUACCAGACAUGGAUUCUUAUGGAACUCAAAGAGUAAUUUCAUUCUUAAGACAACUUGUUGAACAUAAAGGAUUUUAUCGUGCAUCAGAUCAAAGCUUUGUUAGCCUUGAAAGAAUUCAAUUUGUUGGUGCUUGUAAUCCUCCAACAGAUCCAGGUCGUAAGCCAUUAUCACAUCGUUUCUUACGUCAUGUUCCAAUUAUUUAUGUCGAUUAUCCAGGCGAGACUUCAUUAAAGCAAAUUUAUGGAACAUUCUCUAGAGCAAUGUUAAGAAUGAUGCCUAGCUUGAGAGGAUAUGCUGAGCCAUUAACAAAUGCUAUGGUUGAUUUCUAUUUAGCAUCACAAGAUCGUUUUACACAAGAUAUGCAGCCACAUUAUGUUUAUUCACCACGUGAAAUGACUCGAUGGGUUCGUGGUAUUUGUGAAGCUAUUCGUCCACUUGAUAAUUUACCAAUUGAAGGAUUAGUAAGAUUGUGGGCUCACGAAGCAUUAAGAUUAUUCCAAGAUCGUCUUGUUGAAGAGUCUGAAAGACGUUGGACAAAUGAGAAUAUUGAUAUAGUCGGCAUGAAGCACUUCCCAUCAAUUGAUCGUGAAAAGGCACUAGAAAGACCAAUUUUGUACUCAAAUUGGUUAUCAAAGGAUUAUGUUCCAGUUAAUCGACAAGAAUUGAGAGAUUAUGUUAAGGCACGAUUGAAAGUUUUCUAUGAAGAAGAAUUGGACGUUCCAUUAGUACUUUUUGAUGAAGUAUUAGAGCACGUCUUGAGAAUUGAUCGAAUCUUUAGACAGCCACAAGGACAUUUACUUCUUAUUGGAGUAUCUGGUGCUGGAAAGACAACUCUUAGUAAGUUUGUGGCAUGGAUGAAUGGAUUAAGUAUCUUCCAAAUUAAAGUUCAUAAUAAAUACACUGGAAAUGACUUUGAUGAAGAUUUAAGAACAGUUUUAAGGAGAUCUGGAUGUAAGGAUGAAAAGAUUUGUUUCAUUCUUGAUGAAUCGAAUGUACUUGAAUCGGGAUUCUUAGAAAGAAUGAAUACUUUACUUGCUAAUGGUGAAGUUCCUGGAUUGUUUGAAGGAGAUGAGUUUACAACAUUAAUGACACAAUGUAAGGAAGGUGCACAACGUGAAGGAUUAAUGCUUGAUUCAGUUGAUGAAUUGUAUAAAUGGUUUACUCAACAAGUUAUGAGAAAUCUUCAUGUUGUCUUUACAAUGAAUCCUAGUACGGAUGGACUUAAAGAUCGUGCAGCUACAUCUCCUGCUUUGUUCAAUCGUUGUGUGCUUAACUGGUUUGGCGAUUGGUCUGAUUCUGCAUUAUUCCAAGUUGCUAAAGAAUUCACAUUGCGUAUGGAUCUUGAAAGAAACAAUUGGAUGAUUCCCGAUUUCUUCCCAUCAGUUUGUACAUUAGUUCCAGCUAAUCCAUCACAUCGUGAUGCUGUCAUUAAUUCGUGUGUCUAUGUCCAUCAAACUCUACAUCGUGCAAAUUCACGUUUAACAAAGAGAGGAUCACGAACAAUGGCAAUUACGCCACGUCACUUCCUCGAUUUUAUUCAUCACUUUGUCAAGUUGUAUGGCGAAAAGAGAAGUGAUUUAGAGGAGCAACAGUUGCAUCUUAAUGUCGGUCUGAACAAGAUUGCUGAGACUGUCGAACAAGUUGAAGAUUUGCAGAAAUCACUUGCUGUUAAGAAGGAAGAAUUACAGCAGAAGAAUGAUGCUGCCAACUCGAAAUUGAAGCAAAUGUUUAAGGAUCAACAGGAAGCAGAAAAGAAGAAAGUUCAAUCACAAGAAAUUCAGCAACAAUUGGCUGAACAAACAGUUAAAAUUGAAGAAAAGAGAAAGUCAGUUAUGGCUGAUUUAGCUUUAGUAGAACCAGCAGUUAUUGAUGCACAGCAAGCCGUCAGUGGUAUAAAGAAGAAGCAAUUAGCUGAAGUUCGCUCAAUGGCGAAUCCACCACAAGUUGUUAAAUUAGCCUGUGAAUCAAUAUGCUUAUUAUUGGGAGACAAUGCUAUCGAUUGGAAGCAAAUUCGUGGCGUUCUUGUUAAGGACUCUUUUAUAUCAAAUAUUGUCAACUUUGACACUCAAAGAAUUACCUAUGGACAAAACUUUUAUAAAUCAAAAUUAUUAAGGACAUCUGUAAAGUCCAUUAAAAAACAGCAUCUUGUUGAAGUUCGUUCGAUGGCAAAUCCACCAGCGAUUGUAAAAUUAGCACUGGAAUCAAUCUGUCUACUGUUGGGCGAAAAUGCUUCUGACUGGAAAUCUAUUCGUGCUGUUAUUAUGCGCGAAAAUUUCAUUAACUCUAUUGUGUCUAACUUUAGCACUGAAGAUAUCACUGAUGAUGUUCGUGAAAAGAUGAAGAAUCGAUAUUUGAGCAAUCCUGAUUACAACUUUGAAAAAGUCAACAGAGCAUCUAUGGCUUGCGGACCUAUGGUUAAAUGGGCUAUUGCUCAGGUCGAAUAUGCUGACAUGUUGAAGCGCGUUGAGCCACUUCGUGAUGAGCUGAGUUCAUUGGAAAGACAAGCAGACCUGAAUAUCAAGCAUGGACAGGAAGUCAAGGAUUUAGUUUCUCAAUUGGAACAAUCCAUUGGGGCAUACAAGGAAGAAUAUGCUCAACUCAUUUCUCAAGCACAAGCUAUUAAGGCUGAUUUGGAGAACGUUCAAGCUAAAGUCGAUAGAUCAAUUGCUUUAUUAAAGAGUUUAGUCAUCGAAAGAGAAAGAUGGGAAGCUACAAGUGAAACAUUCAAGUCACAAAUGUCUACGAUUAUUGGAGAUACUUUAUUGUCAGCUGCAUUUAUUGCUUAUGGUGGAUACUUUGAUCAACAUUAUAGAAGCAACUUAUUCUCAACAUGGAGUCAACAUUUGACAUCUGCAAACAUACAAUAUCGUCCUGAUAUUGCUCUUACUGAAUAUCUUUCGAAUCCUGAUGAGAGAUUACGCUGGCAAGCAAAUUCAUUACCAUCUGAUGAGCUUUGCACAGAAAAUGCUAUUAUGUUGAAACGAUUUAAUAGAUAUCCACUCAUCAUUGAUCCUUCAGGUCAAGCAACAGACUUUAUUAUGAACGAGUUUAAGGAAAGAAAGAUUACAAAGACAAGCUUCUUGGACGAUUCAUUCCGUAAGAAUUUGGAAUCUGCUUUACGUUUUGGAAAUCCACUUCUCGUUCAAGAUGUCGAGAAUUAUGAUCCAAUUUUAAAUCCAGUAUUAAACAGAGAAUUGAGAAGAACUGGUGGUCGUGUAUUGAUUACUUUGGGAGAUCAAGAUAUCGAUUUAUCGCCAUCAUUUGUAAUUUUCUUGUCAACAAGAGAUCCAACGGUUGAAUUUCCACCAGACAUUUGCUCUCGUGUGACUUUUGUAAACUUUACAGUCACGAGAAGUUCAUUACAAUCGCAAUGUUUGAAUCAAGUAUUAAAGGCUGAACGUCCCGAUAUUGAUCAAAAGCGUUCAGAUUUGAUGAAAUUGCAAGGAGAAUUUAGAUUGAGACUUAGACAAUUAGAAAAGAGUCUUUUGCAGGCUUUGAAUGAUUCAAAAGGAAAGAUUUUGGAUGAUGAUUCAGUCAUUACAACUUUGGAAACACUCAAGAAAGAAGCUGCAGAUAUUGAACAGAAAGUUCAAGAAACUGACAAAGUUAUUGCUGAAAUUGAGACUGUAUCUCAACAAUAUAUGCCAUUAUCACAAGCAUGUAGUAACAUUUAUUUCACUAUGGAUUCUCUUAAUCAAAUUCACUUCCUUUAUCAAUAUUCACUUAAAAUGUUCUUGGAUAUAUUCUCGACUGUUUUAUACAAUAAUAGUCGAUUGGAAGGAAAAACUGAAUUUACAGAACGUUUAUCAAUCAUAACAAAUCACUUAUUCUCUGUUGUCUACGAAAGAGUUGCUAGAGGAAUGCUGCAUAAUGAUCGUCUUACAUUUGCAAUUUUACUCUGUCGUAUCCACUUGAAAGGAACUUCAGAACAAAAUUUGGACCAAGAAUUUAAUUUCUUCUUAAGAAAUAAGGAAGGAUUAAUAACGACAUCAGAAAGUCAACAAAUUGAUGGUGUGACAAAUGAACAAUUGGAAUCAAUAACAAGAUUAUCGACUCGUUUACCAACAUUCCGAAAAUUGAUUGAUAAGAUUGUCAGUAUGCCUGAAUUAGUAGCAUGGUUGCAACAAGGAUCUCCUGAACUGAAUGUUCCUCAAUUGUGGGAUGAAAGCAAAGCUUUAUCGCCAAUAUCUACUGCACUUCAUCAACUUUUAUUGAUUCAAGCAUUCAGACCUGAUCGCGUUGUUGCUGCAUCACAUAUUUUUGUAUCGGCUGUAAUGGGUGAGAGUUUUAUGGAACUCGCUGAAAAAGAAUUGGACUUUGGUGGAUGUGUUGAGCAACAACUUAAUUCUAAUACACCAGCACUUUUGUGUAGCGUAACAGGUUUUGAUGCUAGCGGAAGAGUUGAUGAUUUAGCAACAGAGCUUAAUAAGCAGAUAUCUUCAAUAGCUAUAGGCUCAGCUGAAGGCUUUAAUCAAGCAGAUCGUGCUAUUAAUAUGGCAUGCAAGACUGGAAAAUGGGUUAUUCUUAAAAAUGUUCAUUUAGCACCACAAUGGCUUGUUCAAUUGGAAAAGAAAUUACACUCGAUUCAAUCGCAUCCUGGAUUCCGUUUAUUCUUGACUAUGGAAAUUAAUCCAAAGGUUCCUGUCAAUCUGUUGCGUUAUGGACGAAUUUUCGUUUUUGAGCCACCUCCGGGUAUUCGUGCGAAUCUAUUGAGAACAUUCUCGACAGUACCAGCAAGUCGAAUGAUGAAAGCACCAAGUGAAAGAGCUCGAUUAUAUUUCUUAUUAGCCUGGUUCCAUGCAAUUGUGCAAGAAAGAUUGCGUUAUGUCCCAUUAGGUUGGGCAAAGAAAUAUGAAUUUAAUGAGUCAGACUUGCGUGUUGCAUGUGAUACUCUAGAUACAUGGAUAGAUUCAACUGCUAUGGGAAGAACUAAUUUGCCACCAGAAAAAGUUCCAUGGGAUGCACUCGUUACUUUAUUAUCUCAAUCAAUUUAUGGUGGAAAAAUUGAUAAUGACUUUGAUCAACGUUUAUUAUCGUCAUUCUUAUCAAAACUGUUUACAGCACAUAGUUUUGAAGCUGAUUUUGCAUUAGUUGCAAAUGUUGAUGCCGCAAAUGGUCAAAGACAUAUUACAAUGCCUGAUGGAACACGUCGUGAUCAUUUCUUGAAAUGGAUUGAAGGACUAGCUGAUCGUCAAACACCAUCAUGGCUCGGACUUCCAAAUAAUGCUGAGAAAGUUUUACUUACAACUCGUGGAACUGAUUUGAUCAGUAAAUUAUUAAAAAUGCAACAACUUGAAGAUGAUGAUGAAUUGGCAUACAGUACACAACAAGAUGAAUUGCUUGAUAAAUCGGGUGCAAGUUCAUUGAAGGCACAAGAAGAUGGAAGACCAUCAUGGAUGAAAGUUCUACAUAAUAGUGCUUUAACUUGGCUUGAAUUAUUGCCAAAGAGCUUGAAUACAUUGAGAAGAACUGUUGAGAAUAUUAAAGAUCCACUUUAUCGCUACUUUGAACGCGAAGUUUCUUCUGGUGCUAAAUUAUUGCAAACUGUUGUCAGUGACUUGCAAGAUGUCUUGUUUAUUUGUCAAGGCGAGAAGAAGCAAACUAAUUAUCAUCGUCAAAUGCUGAGCGAAUUAGUACGAGGAAUAUUGCCCAAGAGCUGGAGACGAUAUACAGUUCCAAUCGGUUGCACAGUCAUUCAAUGGAUCACAGACUUUUCUCAGCGUGUCCAACAAUUGCAGAAAGUAUCAAGCUUAGUUUCACAGGCUGGCGCUAAAGAAUUACAGAGUUUCCCAGUUUGGCUUGGUGGGCUUUUCAAUCCUGAAGCUUACAUCACAGCUACUCGUCAAUGCAUUGCUCAAGCAAAUAGCUGGCCAUUAGAAGAACUUAUGCUUGAUGUUACAAUUACAACGGAAACGGAUGGUGGACAAUAUAAGGAUAGUAGUUUCGGUGUUGUUGGAUUGAAAUUGCAAGGAGCUCAAUGCAAAAAUAAUCAAUUGCUGCUUACAUCUACAAUUAUGAUGGAUCUUCCACUGACUCUUUUGAGAUGGAUUCGAAUUACGUCUGAAAAUGUUAAUUCUGGAAAACUUACAUUGCCUGUCUACUUGAAUUCUACAAGAUCAGAACUUCUUUUCACGGUUGACUUGUCAAUUUGUCAUGGACAGGAUCCACACAGCUUCUAUGAACGUGGAGUUGCCGUUCUCACAUCAACUGCUUUAAACUAAACUACUUAUCCUAUGCUUCAUUAUUGUACUCAAAAUUAUAUUAUUCUGAAAAUUAAUCACACAAUAAAACUAUAUAUCGCACUUUGAUUAACGAUCACAAUAGACAAUUUUGCUUUAUUUUACUUCCAUGGAUGUUUGAUUGAACUUUUAGGUUACAGAAUUAAUUAAUUAAAUUUACAAGACAAUUAAGAUAGCAAAAAAUAUGACAAAUAACGUAUUAAAAACUUUAAUUGAAGCAGCUCCUGAUGUUAAUGGCGAUGCAUGGGGUCCAUCCUUGUUGACUGGCUUUUUGCAUGAUGCUACAUUUUUUUCAGGAGAUUCGCUGCAUGUACAUAUAUAAUUGUUGCAAUACAAUUGAAUCUUAUCGCUGAAGCAAUCGUUGUGAUCAAAGCAUGUAUCUCCAACAAAAGCAGUUCUACGGCAUGAAAUAGCUCCUUCUUUUUCAGUUACAGCAUAAUUGCUCAUGCAUGAACAAAUACCUUUUUUGCAAGUAGCACCAUGACUAUACUUCAUAAAGCAUUGGUCUGUUUCUUCACAUGUUUCAUUGUAUGCGCGGAAUGGAAGGCAAGUCUAUAGUCUAAUGAGUUGAUGAAUCCCUUAUUACAAAUACACUUGCUUUCAAAACAUUCAGCAUGUUCUGGGCAUUGUUCGUCUUUUGUGCAUUUAUCAGAUUGAAUAAUGGGUCGACAAGCAUGUUCAACCUCCAUAUAAUGAUUCUUACAAACACAGACUUCAUUAAUACAUUCAGAGUUCCAUUCAUUACGAUUACAUUGCAAAUUUUCUUCACAUGCUUUUCCCAAUUGAACAACUUUGGUACGACACAUUCCAAUUCUGAAUUCAGUAUUUGGUGCUUUACAUUUGGUUGCUUUAACAUCUUCAUUUUCAACACUUUCAACGGUCGGUGAACAAUCUGCCCAUGUAGAAUCCUUCCUAUUUUGACAAAUGCAGGCAUCAUCAGCACAUUGAGAAUAUAUAAACUUGUUCUCGAAUGAUUUGCAAUCUUCAUCAGUAGUGCAUGUCAACUCCAUCGUUUCUUUUUAAGGUUGAAAAUUUUCAAUGAAAAUCAUCGAAAUUGAUAAUAUUUAUAAUAUAAUUCACUUACCAUCACAAUAUACAGUGGAAAUAAGUAUAUUCCCGAUAAUUAAAAUAAUUAAUUGCUUUAAAAAGGCAUUCAUUUUGAAUAAAAUUAAGAGCUUCAAUAAAAGUGUGACUGAUAACUUUAGCG
This is a messenger RNA of Chironomus riparius, 15479 nucleotides long. Lineage: Eukaryota; Metazoa; Arthropoda; Insecta; Diptera; Chironomidae. The record is from the annotation of a GenBank genome assembly.